This is a messenger RNA of Chlorella variabilis, 501 nucleotides long. RefSeq lists its product as hypothetical. Lineage: Eukaryota; Viridiplantae; Chlorophyta; Trebouxiophyceae; Chlorellales; Chlorellaceae. The record is from RefSeq and is a predicted model, not a curated record. Gene Ontology annotation, molecular function: protein binding. The transcript is spliced from 2 exons. The annotation marks the transcript as partial.
AAUGUCAUCACCUUUUCUUCCCUCAUCUCCGCCUGCGAGCGCUCGGGGCGGUGCGACCUGGCGCUGCGGCUGUUUGACGAGAUGCGGCGCGAGGGCUGCCGCCCCAACGUCGUCACCUACAACGGCCUCAUCGGCGCCUGCGCGCAGGCCGGCAUGUGGGCCAAGGCCGCCGAGGUGUUCGAUUCCAUGAUCGGCGGCGGCGUGCGCCCCGACGCGGUGACCUUUUCGGUGCUGGUGGCGGCGUACGAGCGCGGUGGCCAGUGGCGCCGCUGCCUGCAGGCCUUUGAGCAGAUGCAGCAGCAGGGCUUCCGCCCCGAUGCCUGCGUUUACAACGUGGUGAGCUGGAGCUGGGGUCUGAGGCAGGGCGGCUGGUUACAGCUGAGCGGGGCCCGGCCGGGGACCGCGCCGGGCGGCGGCGGCGCGCUGGGGAGGCUGCGGGGGGCCGCGGGCCGACGCCUAGGCAGCCGGCGCGUCCCUCGCAGCGGGAGUGGCCUCUUGUAG